Molecule: messenger RNA, 1146 nt
Organism: Emys orbicularis (European pond turtle)
Lineage: Eukaryota; Metazoa; Chordata; Testudines; Emydidae
Gene: USP46
Product: ubiquitin specific peptidase 46
Exons: 9
Coding region: 1-1146 (381 amino acids)
Biological process (GO): protein deubiquitination
Cellular component (GO): cytosol; nucleus
Molecular function (GO): cysteine-type deubiquitinase activity
Source: RefSeq, a predicted model, not a curated record
AUGUGGUGCCCCAGCAUGCCCUUUGCAGGUGAUGUCACACCCACCAUUCAUCAGCACUGGAGAAUGGAGCCUGCCUAUAGGGGCACCAAUGCCUCUGCUCUGGAAAAAGACAUUGGUCCAGAGCAGUUUCCAAUCAAUGAACACUACUUUGGGUUGGUCAAUUUUGGGAACACCUGCUACUGUAACUCUGUGCUGCAGGCAUUGUAUUUUUGCCGGCCAUUUCGGGAGAAUGUGUUGGCAUACAAGGCCCAACAGAAAAAGAAGGAAAACCUCUUGACAUGCCUGGCAGACCUUUUCCACAGUAUUGCUACUCAGAAGAAAAAAGUUGGAGUGAUUCCACCAAAGAAGUUCAUUUCAAGGUUACGAAAGGAGAAUGAUCUCUUUGACAACUACAUGCAGCAAGAUGCACAUGAAUUUUUAAAUUACUUGCUAAAUACCAUUGCAGACAUCCUGCAGGAAGAGAAGAAGCAGGAAAAGCAAAAUGGGAAACUAAAAAAUGGCAACAUGAAUGAAGCUGAAGAGAACAAUAAACAAGAACUCACCUGGGUGCAUGAGAUUUUUCAGGGAACACUGACUAACGAAACUAGAUGUUUGAACUGUGAAACCGUUAGUAGCAAAGAUGAGGAUUUUCUUGACCUUUCUGUUGACGUGGAGCAGAACACAUCCAUUACGCACUGUCUGAGAGACUUCAGCAACACAGAAACAUUAUGUAGUGAACAGAAGUACUACUGUGAAACUUGCUGCAGUAAACAAGAGGCACAGAAAAGGAUGAGAGUAAAAAAGCUGCCAAUGAUCCUUGCAUUGCACCUCAAGAGAUUCAAGUACAUGGAGCAGUUACACAGGUACACCAAACUCUCUUACCGUGUGGUAUUUCCUCUGGAGCUACGUCUCUUCAACACAUCCAGCGAUGCAGUCAACUUGGAUCGCAUGUAUGACUUGGUGGCUGUUGUCGUUCACUGUGGCAGUGGACCUAAUCGUGGGCAUUAUAUUACCAUUGUGAAAAGUCAUGGAUUUUGGCUUUUGUUUGAUGAUGACAUUGUAGAGAAAAUAGAUGCUCAAGCUAUUGAAGAAUUCUAUGGUCUGACCUCUGAUAUAUCAAAAAAUUCAGAAUCUGGUUAUAUUUUAUUCUAUCAGUCAAGAGAGUGA